Messenger RNA from Acanthopagrus latus (yellowfin seabream), 1243 nucleotides. It is a transcript of the gene hoxd9a, whose product is annotated as homeobox D9a. NCBI's taxonomy places the organism in Eukaryota, Metazoa, Chordata, Actinopteri, Spariformes, Sparidae. The record is from RefSeq and is a predicted model, not a curated record. The transcript is spliced from 2 exons. Bases 156 to 983 code for a protein of 275 amino acids. Gene Ontology annotation, biological process: embryonic skeletal system morphogenesis; anterior/posterior pattern specification; regulation of transcription by RNA polymerase II. Gene Ontology annotation, cellular component: nucleus. Gene Ontology annotation, molecular function: RNA polymerase II cis-regulatory region sequence-specific DNA binding; DNA-binding transcription factor activity, RNA polymerase II-specific.
AAGGAGAGAGCAGCGAGGGCAGGAUUGAUUUACUCGCUGUAUUGGUAAAUAUGACCACGUGAUCCAUGUAACCAAUCCCUGUAGAUGCAGGCCAGCAAAAAAUACUAUGAUUGUUCAUAGAGGGAAGCUUCCCGUAACAGAGCAACCCUUAUUAUAUGAGUAGGAAGAGAUCAAAAAUGUCUUCCAGUGGCACUCUCAGUAACUGCUAUGUGGACGCUAUCAUGGGGCAGGAGCCGGAGGAUGUGUACGGCGCUCGCUUUCUCCAGGCUCCACACAUGGUGACCCCGAGGCCGGCAGGUGCUGGGGCGGACAACGCGGACUUCUCCUCUUGCAAUUUUGCGCCCAAAUCGGCCGUUUUCUCGUCGUCCUGGCCCUCGGUGCACCCGCAGGGGAUUUAUCAUCCGUACGUGCACCACCACCACCACCACCACCAGUCCCACCUCCCCGCCUCGGACGGCAGAUAUGUCGGCGUCCGCUCCUGGAUGGACCCCAUCUCCAACCACGUUUCGUUCGCCGGAUUUCACUCCGGCGGCCGGCCGUACGGGACCAAGCCGGACGUCCUGCCGCCGAAAGCCGCCGAGUGCGACGCCCUGGAGGCAGAGGCUCCCCGGCCGCUCGCCGGAGAGUUCGCGUGCGGAGCGUCGGAGUGUCCGGAGAAGGCGAGCAGGGAGCUCAGCGGGAGCGAGCUGUCCAGCCACAGCGAGCCCAGAGAGGAGAAACAACAACAACUUGACCCAAACAAUCCUGCGGCGAACUGGAUUCACGCCCGCUCGACGAGAAAGAAGCGGUGCCCGUACACUAAAUAUCAGACUUUGGAGCUGGAGAAGGAGUUCCUCUACAACAUGUAUUUGACGAGAGACCGGCGCUACGAGGUGGCCCGCAUCCUCAGUUUAACCGAGAGACAAGUGAAGAUCUGGUUCCAGAACAGGAGGAUGAAAAUGAAGAAGAUGAACAGAGAGAGGAGCGGAAAGGAUCACCUAUGAAACCCUCCCCGCUGCUGCUGCUGCUGCUGCUGCUGCUGCUGCCGUCCUCACACACUCUCAUGUUUGUACCAAGGAAGCCAUCUGAACUAUUUUACAUUUAUUUUGGUAGGAGCCCCGGUAGCCAUUUUUAUUAUUUUUAAUAUUAUUGUUAUUUUUCUAGCGUGUCAGUGUCAAAACGUGUUGGCCGGAGCGAUGCAUCAAAACGUGCAGGAGUUCGUCCGGAUUCUGUUUCAGGCCAUCUGAAAUGAUCUGUGUGAUUU